This is a messenger RNA of Monopterus albus (swamp eel), 663 nucleotides long. RefSeq names its product cornifelin (gene cnfn). The transcript has 3 exons. The record is from RefSeq and is a predicted model, not a curated record. Bases 1 to 345 code for a protein of 114 amino acids. NCBI's taxonomy places the organism in Eukaryota, Metazoa, Chordata, Actinopteri, Synbranchiformes, Synbranchidae.
AUGGAGUUCCAGUCAACUGCGAUCAGCUCGCAGCCUCAAGUCCAAGUCACACAGUACACUGUGCCCUCUGCAGAAUGGAGUUCCAAUGUGUGCGACUGCUGUGAAGACUGUGGAAUUUGUCUUUGUGCAACUUUCAUCCCCUGUAUCCUGGCCUGUAAGGUGGCUCAGGACAAUGGGGAAAGCUGCUGUGUGCCUUUCCUUCCUGGCGCCAUGAUUGCUCUAAGGACAAGUAUCCGCAACAGAUACAACAUUGGUGGGUCUGUGUGUGAUGACUGGGUUGUCAUGGCCUGCCUGCCUUUCUGUGGACUGUGUCAGAUGGCACGAGAGCAGAAGAUAAGAGGAUAAAAAGAAGUACAAAGAUGUGGAAACAUUCUUUUGUCUAGACACCAUUUCUAUUUUUAUAUCUGCUGUAUUGGCAAAACAUUAAGGUCUUGUCAAAGGAUGUACAAUAGAACACAGUUAACAAUGUAAGAGUAAUAGCCCAAUAAUCAGAAUGAACCACUAUUUUGUUUCAAAAUAGGUGAAAUGAGCAGGAAUUCAGAGCAGUAAAACCAGGAUAAGUAACUGAGAAAAGAAAGACAACAGAGUAAUAAUUCAGUAUUGCAGUAGACCUGAACCACUGUCUUUCAUUACAAGUUAAACUGUGUUGAAGCUGUCUUUGUG